AAAUAAAGUUUUAUUAAAUCUUGGCGUGCUCUAAGCCUAUAUGGAGGGUACAAUAUACAGUGGAGGGACAAAAUUGAUAAACAUGAGGAUAUUUCUACUUACAUUGCUUCUAUCUUUUGGUCCUUUUUGCGAAGCAGCUUUUUCAUAUUCUCUUGAGAACGACUUGAGAACUCUUCUCUUUACAACUAACACUUACAACCGAUUUACACGGCCACUAUCCCAAGUAAACAUUACAGCCGAACUCAACCUGCUGACCCUUACAUCUUUGAGUAUUAAAGAUCAGACGAUGGCGAUUGCCGGCUAUUUUACAUUUGAAUGGACUGACAAUCGACUAUCUUGGAGUUCUAAUGCAUUAUACAACAGCGACAUACCAGCAUUUUACACCACACAAGACUAUGUCUGGAUACCUUCCCUCGCCGUCACAAAUUCGAUAAGUGAUAUCGCAGUUAUCAGUGACAAUACUUUCAUCAUCCGCGUCUCCAAGGAAGGUACCCUGAAGUGGACUCCGGGUGGCAUCUACGAAACUCAGUGUACUACAGAUGUGACCUAUUAUCCCUUUGACAUACAAACUUGCGCAGUCACACUUACCACCUGGGGAUAUACAAACAUAGAAAUAGCCCUAAUGGGUUCAGGGGUGGAACUAACUUACUAUGAACCAAAUGGAGAGUGGGAUUUCGCAUCUUAUUCUAUGUCGUCCUCUACGCGUACGCAUGGUAGAAAUAGUUUGCCUCAGAUCAGCUUCAAUUUGACUUUCAGACGCCGUCCUGCAUUCCAGAUCAUGAACACUAUAAUUCCCAUGAUUCUUUUGGCUUCUUUAAGUUGUUUUGUUUUUCAACUUCCGCCAGAUUCAGGAGAGAAGAUGGGAUACUCUCUUACAACUCUUCUGGCUUUUGCUGUUUAUCUUACAUUGGUAUCUGCAAAUAUCCCGACGACUUCCAUCAAUACGGCAACUCUUUCUGUGUACCUUAUCAUAAUGCUGGCUAUGGGAGUUAUAUCAGUUCUUCUGACAAUAUACGUUCUUAAGUGUCACCACAGCCCUGAAGAGAGACCUAUUCCGAAUUAUCUCAGGAAAUUUUGCUUUCUGGCAACUAAAAUCGCAUUCAUUGACGCUUGCUGCAAGCAAAAGGUUUACUCCAUUGACGAACCUGAGAUUGAAUCGAAAACCAAAGAGCUUCCAAAGUCCCAUGUUGAAGAACCGGAGCUAACUUGGCCAGCAGUCACAAGGAUUCUGGAUAAAUUCUUUUUUAGAUUCUAUGCUUUAUUUUUAUUUGUUGUUACAUUUUGUGUGUUAUUAACGCUUAUUAUUUAUCAUUACACAAAAUAAUAAUCCUUUGUUACAUAAUUUUUUUGGAGGGAUA
This is a messenger RNA of Saccostrea cuccullata (small rock oyster), 1358 nucleotides long. RefSeq names its product acetylcholine receptor subunit beta-like. The record is from RefSeq and is a predicted model, not a curated record. Lineage: Eukaryota; Metazoa; Mollusca; Bivalvia; Ostreida; Ostreidae. Gene Ontology annotation, molecular function: excitatory extracellular ligand-gated monoatomic ion channel activity; transmitter-gated monoatomic ion channel activity involved in regulation of postsynaptic membrane potential; transmembrane signaling receptor activity. Bases 41 to 1324 code for a protein of 427 amino acids. The transcript has 6 exons. Gene Ontology annotation, cellular component: neuron projection; plasma membrane; synapse. Gene Ontology annotation, biological process: regulation of membrane potential; signal transduction; nervous system process.